Molecule: messenger RNA, 2227 nt
Organism: Nycticebus coucang (slow loris)
Lineage: Eukaryota; Metazoa; Chordata; Mammalia; Primates; Lorisidae
Gene: SUPT3H
Product: SPT3 homolog, SAGA and STAGA complex component
Exons: 10
Coding region: 76-1194 (372 amino acids)
Biological process (GO): transcription by RNA polymerase II
Molecular function (GO): transcription coactivator activity; protein heterodimerization activity
Source: RefSeq, a predicted model, not a curated record
ACGCCCCGCCCCCGCCGAGCGUGGCGGAAGUACUUGCCUUAGAAAGCGGACCGCGCGCCACCUGGCCGAGCGCGCAUGCGCCCGCAUAGCCCUCGGGUGUGUUGGGGGGAUCGGUUUUGCUACCUUCUUCCUCAGUCUCCACAACCCCCGCCUCACCCAGAGUCGUGCUCGCGCCAUCUUGCACCCCCACCUUCACAUAGCCCCGUCACCUUUUCUCUUUCUGCCCCACCCCCCCUUUCCAAGCGUGUCCCAGGCCGCAACAGCAGAAACUGCACCAUCUCUAGCCCCACAUUCUCCACGCGGGACGCGCCGCCGUGCCUACAAGUGUUCUUAAAGCAGAGGUUUUCUUUAGGUGAUGCCAGGAGGCCUCUUCAUGAAACAGCAAUUUUGGUAGAAGAUGUAGUGCACACUCAGUUAAUUAAUCUGUUACAGCAAGCUGCUGAAAUUUCUCAGCUUCGAGGAGCAAGGGUAAUCUCUGCUGAAGAUCUUCUGUUUUUGAUGCGCAAAGAUAAGAAAAAACUUAGAAGAUUGCUAAAAUACAUGUUUAUCCGAGACUACAAGUCCAAGAUUGUCAAAGGCAUAGAUGAGGAUGAUCUCCUAGAAGACAAAUUGAGUGGUGGUGGUAAUGCAAACAAAAGACAAAAAUUUGCUCAGGACUUCCUUAACUCUAUUGACCAGACAGGAGAACUUUUGGCAAUGUUUGAAGAUGACGAAAUUGAUGAAGUUAAACAAGAAAGAAUGGAGAGAGCUGAAAGACAGACUCGAAUUAUGGAUUCAGCUCAGUAUGCAGAAUUCUGUGAAAGUCGACAAUUAAGUUUCUCAAAAAAAGCUUCUAAAUUUCGAGACUGGUUGGACUGCGGCAGUAUGGAGAUAAAACCGAAUGUUGUGGCUAUGGAAAUUUUAGCAUAUUUAGCAUAUGAAACUGUGGCACAGUUAGUGGAUCUGGCACUUCUUGUGAGGCAGGACAUGGUAACCAAGGCAGGGGACCCCUUCAGCCAUGCCAUUUCAGCAACCUUCAUUCAUUAUCACAACUCUGCUGAGAGCACUGUGGCCUGUGGUGUUGAGGCUCACAGCGAUGCCAUCCAGCCCUGCCACAUCAGAGAGGCCAUUCGACGGUAUGGCCACAAGAUUGGCCCACUUUCCCCAUUCACAAGCGCCUACCGCAGAAAUGGGAUGGCUUUUCUGGCCUGCUGAUGUGACUCUGCCUGUGCCUGGAACAAUAGGAAAGGCAAGAUUAUAUGAAGGUGAUUUCUUCUCCCCUCCUUGAACAAAAUAAAAUACAAGUUUGCUUUUUCUGUAUCCUAGGGAGUGGGCUGAUUUGUUGUGAUUAUCAUCUUUGACUGGCUGACUCCUGCUCUUUUCCAGCCCUCUCAAUGAUUAGUCUUGUUUACUAGAUGGGCCAGUUAGCUAAUUAAUGGCAGGAUGUUUGGGACAGUGUGUAGAUGGACAAAAAUGUAGAUCACACAAUUUUGAAAUUUUAAAUAAGAGUAGAUUUACUGGCGUCGGCUCACAUAUUUUAAAAGCAGUGCCCUCCCCCGCCACAUGCCAGUGUUCAGUCCAUGUUUUAUUUGGCACAUUUUAUAAUCCAGGUUUGGGAUAAAGGAAACAGGAAGUUUUCUCCUUCCAUUAUACCAUCUUCACUUGCCAACAUUUGUUGACUGCAUCUACAUGUAUUUUAGAAACUGUUCAUUUUAUAGAUUUACACUAAUUGAAGAUCUAACCAACCUAAUGAACUACCUGUCCUAUCUUCUCUUCACCCCACUUAGUCAUUGUCAAUGCCUUCUUUCCCACUUUCCUGCCAUCUGCCUAUGUCGUGUGUUUUCUUCACAAAGAACCUCUUCCUCCGUCUUCGUUUGCCACCUUUUCCUGUUCCUUCAAUCCCGGGCUCACCCCUCCUGCACAUGUCAUCUCUAUUUAGAAGCAAAGUAAUCAGUAGCCAGGAAGUAGAGCCAUUUGCUUCUUCCCUUCAAAGCACUACCACACCUAGCUUGGAAAUGUGGGCUGGGUAAUGUCGUGCUGGUAAGUGGAGAGCUGCCCUUCUGGCCUCUUACCUUCUGCAGUAAAUGAGGAACUGUAAUUCCUGCAAACAAACCAAAAUACAGCAGAUGUACUUGUGCAGUUCCUGACUGAACUUGAGUUACAGAAAAAGAAGUUAGGAAGUUAUUUCUUUAAUUCUGUGGGAGUUUUGUAUAAUUUUACUUUUAUCGUGGUUUAUAUACACACAUAA